Castor canadensis (American beaver) is the source of this 1828-nucleotide messenger RNA. Lineage: Eukaryota; Metazoa; Chordata; Mammalia; Rodentia; Castoridae. The record is from RefSeq and is a predicted model, not a curated record.
CACUCCUGCAGUAAUGGUUGUGAACUGGCUUGAAGGACCUGGAUCAGAACAAUUAAGAGCCCAGUGGGGGAUUGGUGACUCCAUUAGGGCUUCCCAGGCCCUGCAGCAGAAGCACGAAGAGAUCGAGAGCCAGCACAGUGAAUGGUUUGCAGUAUAUGUUGAGCUUAAUCAGCAAAUUGCAGCACUCUUGAAUGCUGGGGAUGAGGAAGAUCUUGUGGAACUGAAGUCUCUGCAGCAGCAGCUUAGCGAUGUUUGUUAUCGACAGGCCAGUCAGCUGGAAUUUAGGCAAAAUCUCUUACAGGCGGCUCUUGAAUUUCAUGGUGUCGCCCAAGAUUUGUCUCAGCAGUUGGAUGGCUUAUUAGGGAUGUUGUGCGUAGAUGUAGCACCAGCUGAUGGAGCAUCGAUUCAGCAAACUUUAAAACUGCUUGAAGAGAAGCUGAAAAGUGUUGAUGUGGGAUUACAAGGUUUGCGUGAAAAAGGUCAAGGUCUCCUGGAUCAGAUCUCCAAUCAGGCAUCCUGGGCCUAUGGAAAGGAUGUAACUAUUGAAAAUAAAGAAAAUGUGGACCACAUACAAGGAGUGAUGGAAGAUAUGCAGCUUAGGAAACAAAGAUGUGAAGACAUGGUAGAUGUGCGAAGGUUAAAGAUGCUACAGAUGGUGCAGCUGUUCAAAUGUGAAGAGGAUGCUGCCCAGGCAGUAGAAUGGCUAAGUGAACUUCUGGAUGCUCUGCUUAAGACGCACAUCAGAUUGGGUGAUGAUGCUCAAGAAACCAAAGUCUUGCUGGAAAAGCAUAGAAAAUUUGUUGAUGUUGCACAGAGCACUUAUGACUAUGGUAGGCAGUUGCUACAAGCCACAGUGGUGUUGUGCCAGUCUCUGCGCUGUACUUCUCGAUCCUCUGGAGAUACACUGCCUCGACUGAAUAGAGUAUGGAAACAAUUUACGAUGGCCUCUGAAGAGAGAGUACAUCGGUUGGAAAUGGCCAUUGCAUUUCACUCAAAUGCUGAAAAGAUUUUGCAAGACUGUCCAGAAGAGCCUGAAGGUAUUAAUGAUGAGGAACAAUUUGAUGAAAUUGAAGCAGUUGGAAAAUCACUUUUGGACAGAUUAACUGUUCCUGUAGUUUAUCCUGAUGGAACCGAACAAUAUUUUGGGAGUCCAAGUGACAUGGCUUCUACUGCAGAACACAUCAGAGACAGGAUGAAACUAGUUAGUCUCAAAAGGCAGCAGCUGAGACAUCCUGAAAUGGUGACCACUGAGAGCUAAUAGCUACCAGCUAUCCGAAGACCUGCAGUUCAUUCUCCCGCAUGUCGGCAUACUGCAGCACUAGCCUCAACACGUUUAAGACACAUUUCACAGCAGGAUAAGCCUCAUUUCUUCCCAUGACAUAUUUCUCUCCACAUGCUAAACACCUCUCAACUACCAAGGCAUAAUUAUUUAACCUGCUUUGAGAUCAUAGACUCCAGGUUGUUGUAAAAGAAGGAACUGUAAACAUUGCACUGAAAACUUGCUCUCAAGCUUUAUCUGAUCUGUCAGUUUGUAGAUGAACAACUGAUACUAAGCUUUGAAUGGUGCUAAUAAGAGUUUAGGAAUUCUCUCUAUUAAAACAUGGUGAUGUAGUAAGUUUAGACUAUAGUUAAACUGUUCUUAGUAGCGGUGCCCUCAAAAUUUUACUUUGUAAUUCUUCUUCAAAAUUGAUUAUUUUUAUUGUGUCCAUAUGGAGAAAAUCCUUCAGAUCUUUGAUAUAUCAUAUUCAUUAAAAGACAUUUUCCUAUUUGUAUUGAUAAUGUAUUAAAAGUUGUUUGUGCUUAAUAAAAGCCUUCUUUAAGCGUCUUA